This is a messenger RNA of Melopsittacus undulatus (budgerigar), 1037 nucleotides long. It is a transcript of the gene RABL3, whose product is annotated as RAB, member of RAS oncogene family like 3. The transcript is spliced from 9 exons. NCBI's taxonomy places the organism in Eukaryota, Metazoa, Chordata, Aves, Psittaciformes, Psittaculidae. Gene Ontology annotation, biological process: intracellular protein transport. The record is from RefSeq and is a predicted model, not a curated record. Gene Ontology annotation, molecular function: GTPase activity. Gene Ontology annotation, cellular component: endomembrane system. The coding region runs from base 29 to 760 and encodes 243 amino acids.
CCGGGGGUUGUUGCCGGCCUGGGAUAAGAUGGCGGCCUUGGACAGGGUCAAGGUGCUGGUGUUGGGUGACUCCGGUGUCGGGAAGUCUUCGCUUGUUCACCUCUUAUGCCACAACCAAGUGUUGGGAAACCCAUCCUGGACAGUGGGCUGCUCGGUGGAAGUUCGAAUCCAUGACUACAAAGAGGGGACUCCAGAAGAGAAGACCUACUACAUUGAGCUGUGGGAUGUUGGAGGUUCAGUGGAUGCUGCCACGAGUGUGAAACGCACACGAGCAGUAUUUUAUAAAUUGCUGAAUGGGAUAAUAUUAGUGCAUGACUUAACCAACAAGAAAUCAUCCCAGAAUUUGUAUCGCUGGUCUUUGGAAGCACUCAACAGAGAUGUUCCUCCAACAGGAGUUCUUGUGACAAAUAGGGACUAUGACCGUGAACAGUUUGCUGAUAACCAGAUUCCACUGCUGGUAAUAGGAACUAAUCUGGAUCACAUCCCAGAAACUAAGCGGAAUGAAGUUUUGACCAGAACAGCUUUCUUGGCUGAGGAUUUCAAUGCUGAAGAGAUUAAUUUGGAUUGCACCAAUCCUCGUUUCCUAGCUGCAGGUUCAUCCAAUGCUGUCAAACUAAGCAGGUUUUUUGAUAAGGUCAUAGAGAAGAGGUACUUCUCAAGAGAUGGCUCUCAGUUCUGCAUGAUGCCUUUUUCCUCCUCUCUUCCAUCCUCCCUGCGUUAUGAAGGGAAGUCUCUCCCUUCCAUGGAGAUGAUAGCUUAAUGCUAGAAAUCUGCUUGUGUGCUGGUUGUCCUUGAUACAUGAUAUUCCUGGCUUCUCUGAAAAGAAAAGAUUUGGAGGAGGAACACUGAAGAGCCAUCAUUACUGAUUGAACACUUAAGAAGUGGAAGAUGACCUCUCAGAGUUCCAAACAACAUUCCUAUUCCGACUGGAUGCUUAAAGACAAUGAUGCUUAUAUCAAGCAGAAUAAAAUUAUAUAGGCUGCUGAAGCUAUUUUUGCUGGAAAAGACUUAAAGAAAAAUUCCCAAAAAUUUCUAAA